This is a messenger RNA of Closterium sp. NIES-67, 2085 nucleotides long. NCBI's taxonomy places the organism in Eukaryota, Viridiplantae, Streptophyta, Zygnematophyceae, Desmidiales, Closteriaceae. The record is from the annotation of a GenBank genome assembly.
UUGUCCGCUUGGCACCCCACACGUCAGGCGCGUUGUCAUAAAAGUGGAAUCGGCUUCACGCUAAGUUAUCGCAACAUUGUCCAACAGCAACACUUCCCUGUCUAGAAGCGCCGAUGGCUCCCCGUCCCAGUAAACCGCGGAAAGCGCCAACUUCGCUCACAUCCCCGAUAGUAGCUCUCCUCGUUCUCGCUAUAAGCCUUCUAUGCACCCAGAGCCACGCCGCGCCAAUCAAGCCCGCCCAGGAGAAGCUCCUCCUCUCCUUGAUGCCGUACCUUGACGACUACUUCUACAAGGACACGUGGCGCGCGGGAAACGACUGCAGCAAAUGGGAAGGCGUCACGUGUAACUCCCGAGGCGCGGUCGUAAAGAUCGAGCUGAACUUCUGGGAAUCGGGCCCGAUUCCGUCUACGAUCACCGCUCUCAACUCCCUCCAACACCUCGAGAUCUCCGGAUCGAAUCUCACCGGCUCGUUGCCGGAAACGCUCGGCGCGCUUCUGACUCUCACCACAAUCCGCGUCAGCAGCAGCACCAGCGGGUUCAGCGGCCGCAUCCCCCGCUCCCUUUCCUCUCUCUCCAAUCUCGUCUCCCUCGAUCUCUUCGGCCAUAGAUUCUCCGGAGGCAUCCCGCCCGCGCUUAGCAGUCUUAAGCGUCUUACUUACCUCGCGCUUAACCUCAACCAACUCUCCGGCCCGAUCCCCGCCGCGCUCGGCUCCCUCCGAAAUUUAAAGACGCUCCUGCUCGCGCAUAAUCGCUUAACGGGGCUGGUGCCGCGCCAGCUGGCGCAACUUAAGUCGCUGGAGGAAUUAAAUCUGCAGGAGAACCGAUUAAUAGGCCCGCUACCCGGCGCUCUGACCGCUCUCGCUCCAACUCUGAAAAGCCUAGACGUUUCGUACAACCAGAUCGGAGGCGCCUUUCCAUAUAGGCUAAUUAAGAGGCUGUCGCGGCUCGAGACUCUGAGUCUGCAGCGAGCGGGGAUUAAAGACACGACUAUGUCGCUGGCUCAGCUGUGGCGUCACCCAUCCCUUUACUUAAUAGAUCUGAGCUGGAACAAAAUUUCGGGCAACCUGCCCCACGUCCUGGGCAGGAUGAAAAAUCUCAACAGGCUUUACCUCAUGGGGAACCGGCUCAACGGCUCCGUUUCGUGGAAGUUUUUCGCGUACAAACCGCCCCUGACCGAUCUUUCGCUUGCUGACAACCAGCUGACAGGGGAAUUUCCGUGGGCUGCCCUAAAAGCGGGAGUUGCGGGGACGCUGGAGCAUUUGGACAUCAACAGUAAUUCCUUUGUGGGAGCCAUUCCUACUGCUGCACUUCGCGACUUUCGCCUGACGGAUUUCAAUGUCUCGGAUAAUUUCUUUUCCGGGAAGCUGCCCGACAUCGGGAGAGGCGAAGGAGACAUGGUCUUCGAUUUCGCGUAUAAUUACUUCUGGGGUAACCCCAUGCUGACUAUUUCCGGGCAGAGUUUCUGCCCGGAAGAGUCCGGCCUGAGUCAGGGGUUUGGGGAUGACGAAAUUCUGAAAGCUGUGCAGAACUGCUUGUCCAAGACUGCCAGCUGCCCGGAAAAACAGCAGCGGAGCGGGGGAGCAUGCACGAAAUUUUGUGGUGCAAGCAGCAGCAAAGGGCCGUGCUCAGGCUAUGGGACCUGUGUUCCAGUGAAUAGUGCCAGGAGCUCUAUACAGUUUGAGUGCAAGUGCUAUGAGGGGUACAAGCUGAAGGCGGGAAGCAAGCAUGAGUGUGUGAGAGACGGCUAACUCUGCUGAGAGAUGCUGGUGGCUAGAUGAAACGGGACUAGAGAGAUAGCCGAUGGGGCGGACUACAACAGGAAGAGAAAUCAGUGGUGAGCUGAUGGGGCUAAUACCGUCGGACUGGAGGCAGACACACAGAGAGCUAAAGCUGGUGUAAGUAAGCCGAUGGAUAGGGGAAGGGAGGUGAAGUGGCGUGGUACAUGAGGACUUUCUCUCAAGGAAUCACUCUGAUAGGCGAUCUUAUGGUGUCUGGUGCAUGGUUGUGUAUGCUUGAUACCGGUACGAAUAAUUCAUUUGCAGAUGUAUUACCCCGUCUAGAACCGUGUCUCACAUGGCACAACAC